CUUAGGGGAUGUGGGCGGAGGACAGCUGGGGGAGGGAGAGGAAAGCAGAGAGAGAAGGCUGGGGCUGUGGGACGGGGGCGGAGUACAGAAAGUGCUCAGGCUGUUGGCCGACAGUGGAAAGUAGGUCUGUGAGUUUUUCUGAGUGGGGACAUGAGAAAAUGAAACAGAGGAACUGCAUGUGAGACAACGAAAGCGGCGAUUUCAGCUCAGUUGCUCUGGACUGGUACAGGAAGAGAGGAAAGGGGAAAAUUUAGGUUCAAAUAGGCUGAGGACUUGCCUGAAAGAGAGGCAAAAAACAAAAUGACUCAGACAGUCUUUCCCUAAAGGGAUCUCUGAGUAAACCAGUCAGACAGGAAGAUGGUGAAGGUACAACUGACGAAAGGAGACGAGCAGAAGGCUGAUACUCUUAAAUGAGCGCGUCUGAUCGGAUAGAGCAGGCAGGGGAGGGGCGAGGAUAUCUGAAAUCAUAGCCAAAGUCACAGACAGCCGACAAGGCAGGAAGUUGUGAAAGACGCAGAAAAGGAGACAGGGGGUGAGGAGGCUAACGGGUGAGGUUAGCGGAGGAGUGCGGUAUGAGGGGACAGUUAUUGAAGCAAUUCCUCUCUUUGAUGAUCACUCUCCUGUUUUUGGGGAGCCUGUUGACUACUCUCUUCUGGUACAUGCUGGACAACACAAGCAAAGAACAUAAAAUAAAAAUCCCUCAAAAGAAAGGUCCCCCUGAGCCGUCCAACCCCUGUAAAGACUGCGGUGAGAUCAUCAACAAAGCAAUUGAGAUUUACUCUCACGACUGGAAGAAGCAGGAGGACAAUUAUCAAAAUUUCAGGUCUCAGCUGAGAACCCGGUGCCGUGGCUUUGAGAAGGCCAUUCUCACCCAGGCCAACACCCAAGUGGGAUCGAAGCUGGUUUACGAUGGAGAAAAGAAGAGGAGCAUCAAGAUUACGCCGGAGAUUUUCAGCACCUUUCCAAAAGAGCUUCCUUUCUCAAAUAAAACACUGAACACUUGUGCUGUCGUUGGAAAUGGUGGAAUCCUGGUCAACAGCAGCUGUGGGGAAACAAUCGAUUCAAAUCAGUUCAUCAUCAGGUGCAACCUGCCUCCUUUGUCAAACGCAUAUCAGAAACACGUUGGAAUCAAAACAGAGCUUGUGACAGCAAAUCCAAGCAUCCUCUUCGAAAAGUAUGGUGCUCUGAUGGGACGUCGGCGCCCAUUUGUGGAGAGUCUGCACACCUACGGAGCUAACACCCUGCUGCUCCUUCCUGCUUUUUCCUACGGUCACAAUACUCCUGUAUCUUUGCGGACUUACUACACAAUUGAGGACUUUGGAAUCUCCACCCGAACCAUCUUCUUCAACCCAGAGUACCUCCAAAGUCUGGCCCUGUUCUGGCGCUCUCAGGGCCUGAGGGCAGUGCGGCUAAGCACUGGCAUCAUCAUGGCUAGUUUAGCCCUGGAACUCUGUUCCAACGUGGAUCUGUAUGGAUUUUGGCCCUUCAGUGUCCACCCACAUGGCUUUCAUGCCCUGACUAACCACUAUUAUGACAACAGACAGACUAAAACAAAGUUCCAUGCCAUGCCGGCUGAGUUUGACCUCUUGCUGAAGCUGCACAGUCAGGGGGUGCUCAGACUUCAUCUGGGGGACUGCAAAUAGGAACAAAAGUAGUCCCGGUGAACUAGUAGGAAAGUGCCUUCUCUGUGGCCUCAGGAUGAAGCUGGUCCUAGUAUCCACCUUGCUCAGUCUCUCAGUCUCUCCACCACUAUCCACAAAACGUGCACUGACAAUCAGAGGACUGUAAGACUUUAUACUGUCUAAAACACUGUGCUAGUCUAUUUUAUUAGAAUGAGUCUGGAUGAAUUUAUUUAGAUAGCAUUUUGUGAGGCCCUGCAUUGCCUUAGGUUAACCACUUAUGGACAAAAGUGCUUUGAUCCGUUUGAAUGCGUUAUGAUGAAAAUCAGACAACUCUUUUGACAUGAAGAUUGCCUGGCUAAAACUCGUUUAUAUGAAGACACCAUUUUACACUUUUCUGACUAAACACAUAACAUGUUUAAGGUACUUGAACACAUUUCUAUUUUCCUGAGCCUGCUGGUUGCUGGGGAUGAACUCGGUACUGUGGUUGAACUGCUGAUGCCAUUGCCGCCUUAAAUACAAACGGUCAUGUUUAGUCCUCCGACCUGAGAUAGGCAUGAAGCCAAGAACAGCACUCCACAAACAGAAAUAGGACUCUUACAAAAGAGCUUGGGUCACUGCCUACAAAAAUUCUUGCAGUGGGCUUGUGUUUCCAUCUCUUUACUACCACUGAGUGUUGGCACAUGUGUUGGUACGAUUUUGAUUAAUGUUGAUAUUAUUGUAAAGUGCACUUUGGCUCUUUGGCUGUAAAGUGUUGCUUUCUGUUGCAACAAUCAAACCUUGAAGUGACUUAUGCCUGGGACGUUUGUCUUUAAACUGACACACAAGAAGUCUAAAUACUGUCUUAGUUUUUGUGGCAAACAGCAUAAAACUGAACAUGACCAAACUUGACAACCCUCUGUGUGUUAACUGUACAAUCCAGUGAACACGUGUGACCUUUUCUAAUGACUCACUGAGGAAAAUUAAGGAUGAGUGAAUAAAAGUUUAUUUGACAAUAAACUGUAGGGGGGUGCUCACCUCCAUGUGUGAUAUAGUAUUGGUUGUGACUGGAAAUCGCUCAUUUAUUUGUGUUCUUUAAGAUUAUGCACUUUUUUUCAUAAUUUAUGCUGUAUAGCCUUGUUUUAACAAGUGUUGCCAAUCUGUCUAUUAGACUUUUUAUUUGGUUCUGUUCCUAAACUUCUGCCAUUUAAAUAUCACUCCUGUUUAAACACCCCCCCAAUUCUUAUUUAUUCAAAACAUCAAAACAUCUAGAGGAUAUGUUAACAGAGGGUGUGGAAUGUAUGAGGGCAGUUUUUUUCUCUCAUAGUAGUGGUUUCUGUAUCCUACCUUUAAAAGGCCAUCUGCAGAGAAUGCAUGCAUUCUUACAAUUAAUCCUUUAACUGGAUGAAUGCUUGUUAGUUUUUAGAGAAUACAUUGUACUGCCACGAGUUGCCGCUUCUUAAUUCAAACUUGGAGAAUACACUCAUAGCACCAGCAGCUACUUUGUACCUUAAGCUCUUUUAAUGUUUUAAAAAAAGACUUAAUUCUACAGGACAUUCAGAAUAUAAUUUCCAUUUGUAGUAUUUUAAAUGCUAAAUCUUAUUAUUUUUUGUUUUACUGACACCACACAAAAGAAACAGACUUCCUUCAGCAGGCAUUAUUAAUAUGUUUUCUCUUUAAAAAAAGAAAUCCCCCUUUCACACACAAGCUGCAGUUUUCACCCAAGACUGUGAACAGAAAAUAUCAAUGAGUCAGGAUCACCUCCAGAAUGCAGACUUUGAUAAACGCAUGUAAAAACACAAACCCGCGCGCAGUGGGAUGCAGAAAUUGUUAUCUGACUAGUUUUGUUGUACAUUCGACAUGACUGACUAUAGCUAUCUUAACACCAGAGAUUUUCAGCAAAAAAAAAAGCCAACAUUUUGGUCUCGACUGCUGGAAGCUUUCUGCCAAAGAUCUGCAUUCACCGCUGAAAUA
Menidia menidia (Atlantic silverside) is the source of this 3572-nucleotide messenger RNA. NCBI's taxonomy places the organism in Eukaryota, Metazoa, Chordata, Actinopteri, Atheriniformes, Atherinopsidae. The record is from the annotation of a GenBank genome assembly.